Molecule: messenger RNA, 881 nt
Organism: Effrenium voratum
Lineage: Eukaryota; Dinophyceae; Suessiales; Symbiodiniaceae
Source: the annotation of a GenBank genome assembly
GCUAAAUACCACUCAGCUCGCCAGAUCCUUUUGCUCCCAUGACGGCCGGUGCCGCUUCCAGCGGAAGCCGGGCCAACCGCUGGGCGAAGCACGCGGCCGAGAGGGAUGCGGAAAUCCAGAGCGCAGCCAUCGCACUGCAGGUGCUGCUGCCGGAGAUUGCGGAGGGCAAGAUCCAGCAAUGCCUCAGGGAAAACUCCGGGGAUGCGGACAUUGCGUGGAAGCAGCUCCAGACAAAUGACCAGGCAUCUCCACAUGCACCCUCCGAGAGUGACGACGACAUGGCGGCCAUCCUUGCGGCCAUCGAGAUCGCGGAGCGCGCGGACGUGGCCAACGAGGCGCCGAGCUCUCAGGAGUCUGAAGAGGAGGCGAGGUCAGUUCUCGCCCAGGCGCUAGAGGCAUCGGAAGCCAUGCAGGCGCCCGUCGAGCCCAUGGAGACCUCUCCGGAACCCGCGAAUGUCCCGCAGGCUCCUGUCGAGGAGACGGAGGAGGUGAUCAGCCAGGACGUUGAGCGCCCAGUUGGCCACGAAUUUUCAGAGCCCGAUGCAAGGGAAUGGCCAAAGGCUACUGUCCAGCCGGAGGCGCUCGAGGAGACCCCGGUCAAAGCUUCGAUGGUGCAGGAGACUCCCAGGGUACCGGACUGGCUUCCUCUGCUGAAGCCGAAACUGGUGCCCAAUGCCAGGCGCAGCUCCAACUUUGACCGCCAAACGGAACGGCUCAAGGCAGCCUUGGGCCCGGCGCCAAAGCCCGUGAGCGUGCCCUCCGCGCAUGAUCUUGACGUACGAGGUAAGACGCGGGGCGGGGGCUGAGCUUCAAAGGGCGGCGGCUGACGCUAGGGUGGCUUGCCGACCUGGGUCGGGUUCCUGUUUGGAUCUUUCCCUUGG